Molecule: messenger RNA, 4322 nt
Organism: Astyanax mexicanus (Mexican tetra)
Lineage: Eukaryota; Metazoa; Chordata; Actinopteri; Characiformes; Acestrorhamphidae
Gene: arvcfa
Product: ARVCF delta catenin family member a
Exons: 17
Coding region: 1042-3684 (880 amino acids)
Biological process (GO): cell-cell adhesion; cell-cell junction assembly
Cellular component (GO): cytoplasm; nucleus; adherens junction
Molecular function (GO): cadherin binding
Source: RefSeq, a predicted model, not a curated record
CUCUUUCUCUCUCUCUUUCUGUGUGUGUCUCUCUCUCCCUCUCUUGCUCUCUCUCUCUCUCUGUCUUACCCACAUGCACGAGCACACGCACACUCUUCCUCUCAGUGUUCCUCUCCUCCCUCCCUCUCUCUUCCCACUUUCUCGACCUCGCUCGUCGCUAAUGUGUGUGUGAGAGAAGGACCUAAGCCUGUUAGCCCCAAAGGGAAGCCUGCCUCUGUGUGUGUAUGAGUGUGUGUGUGUGUCUCUCUAUCGGUGUGUGUGUUAGGAGGACGUGUGUGCGCAUCGCAUUGUGCUCCACAGCUGAAGAGACGAUUGAUCGAGAGAGAGAUCGAGAGAAUGAAGUAGAGCUGAAAGCGCCUGGAUUUUGAGGGGACCUCCGCAUCCCCUCUUCCGCCUUUCUUCCGCCGAUGCUUCAAACGACUCAGCUCUUGAUCCCGUCUCCUUCUUCCCGAGGCUUUCAAAAAACGUCCUGCGGUGAGAGGGGCUCCAGCUGCCGCUGUUGAUUCAGCACCUCCCUACAGCGGCUGCUGGGCGAAAGAGAGAUAGAGACAGAGAGAGAAAAAGAGAGAGAGAGAGAGCAACAGAAAGAGAGAGAGAGAGAGGAAGGCUGGGGGUGUGUGCCUAAGCGUGUGUCUGUGUGUGCGUGUGUGUGUAUGCGUAUGCCAGCCUGCAUGUGUGCAAGCCUGCAUGCGUGUGAGCAUGAUCGAGUGCAUGUGGACGCGUGAGCCGGGAGGAAGGAUGGCUGCUCUUGCCUGAGCUACUGCGCAGAGCUCGGGAAGGGAGACAACUCUAUUCCUCUAUUCCAGUCUGGAGGAAAACCCUCAUACUCUCUCUUCCUGAGACCAAGCCAGGAGAGGGAUAAAGGAGGGAGAGAGGAAGCGAGGGAUAGAGAGAUUGAACAGAGCAAACAGAGCGAACAGAGCAAACGAGAGCGAGAGGCACUGAGAGAUACCGAGAGAUACUAAGAGAGAGUCUGCUGAGUCGACCACCCUACAUCACCCUCGCAGCAUCGCAGAGGAAAAGCAGCACCCAGCACCCACCAUGCCUGCGGAGGUGAAAGAGGAACAGAGCUCAGAGGAUCCCCUGGUGGUGCCCUCAAAGACUCAGACCAAAGAGCCGGCUGAGGAGGUGCCUCCUGCCGAAGAUACCCCGGAUACCCCCUCCUCUGACCUGUCCACUGUCACGUCCACCAACGGAAGCACACAGAACACUGAUGCUAAUAAUGAUGAGAGUUCAGGGAUUGGGACGGAGAAGUCCUCCAGCCCCGACACUGAGCUGAACCCCCUCAGUGCCUGCAGCUCUCAUGAGGAGGUUGUGCUGAAACAGCUGGAGGAAAAUCCAACUGAUGCAACGGAGACAUUACAGACAGCGGGCAAAGGCUCACAGGAUUCAGACGGCGAUCUCCUGCCAAAUGCCUCACUGGAGACAGGAGAUGAAUGUGCUUCAAGCCCGGCCGCCACUGUAACUCCCCACACCGAGACCAACACCUCCUCUGACACUCCUGGUGAAAGUGUCAAAGAGCAGCCUGCUCAGCACAGCGGCUCCCUUCAAAGCCCACAAGUAGCCCUGAGUAACCUUGGCACCAUGCCCCACAGUUUCCCAUACCCGCCACCCUACACAACCCUGCCCAGGAACUACUUACCAGAGAACUGUUAUACCCUUCCUCUUCACCGAGACUUUGGACGAAUCGCCCAGAGCGCGUCCAUGUGCAACGGAGCGACCAAAGGAGACCAGGACGGCCCUGAUCUGAGGUCAGGAAUCGCCGCCAUUAGCCACCCUAUGAUGGGCGGGACCCUCCACCUGAGGCCGACUCUGGACCUCGCGGUUGACGAUCACUUGGGCCCACUACCACACACCUACCUGCAGGAUCUGUACAGGAUGCAGACACUGAUUCCGCAGAAACGUGCCAGUAUGGUCAGCCUGGACACCAUCCGCAAGGACCCCCGGUGGAGAGACCCAAACUUACGGGAGGUCAUAGCCAUGCUCAGCCACCCCAUGGACCCGGUCAAGUCCAACGCGGCUGCUUACCUGCAGCAUCUGUGCUACGAGAACGACAAGGUCAAGCAGGACGUCAGGCAGCUCCGAGGCAUCCCCGUACUGGUGGGGUUGAUGGACCACCCAAAGCCUGAGGUCUACCGCAAGGCGUGCGGUGCCCUGCGCAAUAUUUCCUUUGGUAGGGAUCAUUUCAACAAAGUCGCCAUCAAGAACAGUGAUGGAAUUCCCGCCCUCCUGAGGCUGCUGAGGAAGUCUAGUGAUAUGGAGGUCCGGGAGUUAGUGACAGGUACACUGUGGAAUCUCUCGUCUCAUGAACCUCUGAAGAUGGUGGUCAUCAACCACGGGCUUCAGACGCUAACAGACGAGAUCAUCAUCCCACACUCUGGCUUAAGAGGGGACCCCAAUGACCCUACCAGACCGGGAGAUCCAGAGUGGACCACAGUCUUCAAGAACACGUCUGGAUGUUUAAGGAACGUGAGCUCCGAUGGAGCUGAAGCCCGCCAGAGGCUGCGCGAGUGCGAGGGGCUGGUGGAUGCCCUGCUUCAUGCCCUUUACUCUGCCGUGGCUAAGAGGGAUAUGAAUAAUAAGUCCGUGGAGAACUGUGUCUGCAUUCUGCGUAAUCUCUCCUACCAUGUGCACAAAGAAGUGCCGGGGGCGGAGAGGUUUUACAGCCACCCCGCGGCUCCAACCACAAAGCCGAGGAGCCACCCGAAGAAGAAGGACGAGACGGAUUGUUUCGGAGGACGCGGUACCAAAGAGGAGUGGUUCAAUCAGUGCAGGAAGCACGGAGCAAGCGACAAAUCAUACAGCACUUUGGAAAUGCCCAAGCGCACGCUGCCAACGAAAGGUCUGGAGCUGCUCUACCAGCCCGAGGUUGUGAGGCUGUACUUGUCACUCCUCAAGUUGAGCCACAACCAAAACACUUUGGAGGCAGCUGCGGGGGCCCUUCAGAACCUUUCCGCAGGACAGUGGGCUUGGUCCAAUUAUAUCCGAGCGACUGUGCGGAAAGAGAAGGGCCUGCCAAUUCUGGUCGAGCUGCUUCAUUCAGAUGCAGAUAAAGUGGUGAGGGCCAUCGCCAUCGCCCUGCGCAACCUGGCUAUUGACCACAAAAACAAAGAUCUCAUCGGGAGCUAUGCCAUGAGGGACCUGGUCAGCAACCUGCCCAGCGGGCAGCAGCGACCUGCCAAAAACCUGGACGGAGACACAGUGGUGGCAAUUCUGAAUACAAUCCAUGAAAUCAUUACCGACAAUCUGGAGAACGCUCGCUUCCUCAUUCAGGGACAAGGAGUCCAGAAGUUGGUGUCCAUAAACAGGACAAGCCAGUCUGUACGAGAGACCAAAGCGGCGUCGCAUGUGCUGCAGGCCGUGUGGGCCUACAAGGACUUGAGGCACACGCUAACCAAAGGAGGGUGGAAUAAAGCGCACUUUAAGCCAGUCGUCUCUGGAGUCCCGAAAAAGCAGAAGAACGCAAAGCUAGGCAAUGAUGACAUCACACUGCCCCUAAUGGAGAAAAACCAAGAUGGAUACUGCAGCAAUGAUCAGAGUGACAGGGUUGGAGAUGGACCGUGCCACAUGAUAGAACGGGAAUCCUUCCAGGGAGUAAACGAUAAGAGGCAUUUCAUCAGGGCUAGCAGGCCAGCUGUUGGCUUAGUGGAGCGAACCCCUCAGCCCUUGGACUCUUGGGUCUGAGGCCCCAUCUGGUGGAGCUACAACAUCAGUGAGAAAUUGGCAUCAUCAGGUCUGCAUUUCAAUGGACCACGUCCAAAGUCAUGGUGUGUAAAAAGAGACGGAGUUAAAGCAUACCACAGCUUUUACUCCCGCACCCGCAGAAAGCAGAUAAUGGAUUUUUUGUUUAUGGAGAACUUGACUGAUUGUGGCUGUCAGUUUUUUUCCCAUGCAGUGUUUUUCUCUCCUAACUGCUAAAAUGUUCUCUGCUUUUAGCUUCUCUCAUAAAUUACCAAUGCCAUUACUCCAGAAUAAUUUACACAUAUUAUAAAAUCCCAGCAUUGUUUGAUAUUCAAUAAUAAAUCAUAUCCUUGUACUAUUUCAUAUUUGUCUAAAAGACAUAUUGUAUAAUAGUGAUGAUAUUCUUAAACUGUAGGCAGAGCAGACCAGUAUUCUAUCAUGUUUUUAUUUCUAUGUACAGCAAUGAGAUGCAACCAGAGCAUAUUAUGGAUAUUAAAUGUGACUAAUAGUAUACAGAAAAUAACAACAGCCAUCAUUGUGCCAUAUUAGUCAAACAAGUCAUUCUUACUUGAUUUGAUUUGUUCACCCACAUGAGUGUUUUAAUUGCUUGAAAAAUAAAAGGCUUUUUAUCUUUUCUCGUC